AGGAGCAGAGAUGCAAAAGAUGGCCGAGGUUGGUAAUGAUGGUGACCAAAAAAUAGCAGACAAAGAUGAUUUACAAGUGUUAAAGGACCUGGUAGAUGAACUUUACUUCUUUAGAGAUCAUUACUUUGAGACGCACAGCCUUGAAAAUGCUGGUAGGAAACAGAAUGAUGUCGCUCAAGAAAUGGCAAAAACACUUCGGAAGUUGGAGGAAAAGGAGGACCAAUAUAAACACAAUGCACAGUUCCUGCAGCUGCGGGGUCGUUGUCUGAAUGUUGCCCCGGAGUUCAGUCAGGCCGCAGAAGAGUCUCUGUCGCGGGCUGUUAAACUGGAACCAGGUUUGGUUGAGGGUUGGAACACAUUAGGAGAGCAGUACUGGAAAAAGGGAGACUUGACGGCAGCCAAGACCUGCUUUACAGGUUCACUGCAGCAGAGUAAGAAUAAAGUGUCUCUGAGAAGCCUCUCUAUGGUGCUGAGACAGUUGCAACCAGAAGAGGGCGCACAGGAGCAGAGCAAACGCAUUUUAGAGAGCGUGGAGCUGGCUAGACAAGCGGUGCAACUUGACGUCACUGAUGGGACAUCUUGGUAUAUUUUGGGGAAUGCAUAUAUUUCCAUGUUCUUCACCAGUGGACAGAACCCACAGCUCUCUCAACAGGCCCUCAAUGCGUAUGCACAGGCAGAAAAAGUUGACAAAGCAUCCGCACUGAAUCCUGACCUCCACUUCAACAGAGCAACGUUAUUUCAGUAUGAGGAGAUGUUCAGUUCAGCUUUGGAUGGAUAUAGUCGGGCUGCAGCCCUUGAUCCUGGCUGGGAAGAACCUCUGGAGAGAGAAAAACUGCUUUUGAAUUACCUAGAACAGAUUACAACAUUACAAGAAACCAAGGGAAAAGUAAAAGCACGGCGUCUGCGUAACAUGCUCGCUUCUCUCAGCAACUCCACCCUGGGCCCAUGCUCUUCCCCUCAGUUCCGUUCUCCUUCAGGCCAUGUGGGAAGUAUUGAAGCCCGCAGCCUCUCUGCUCUCACCCACGGCCACAACGCUCUUGUAGCUGCCAUAGGAAAAGUGGUCUUCAGCUUCGCCUCAGAGGGUCGUAUGGCCUUUACAUUUGGCAUGGUGGACAUUGAAGAGACCUGUUGUGUGGUCAUGGUGUACAACACAGCAGACAACUGGGGUGUUUUAAUAGGAGAUACUGUUGUCAUUCCCGAACCACAGGUCAAACGGCACAGCGUAACGCAUAAAGUUAAGAAAGUUUAUGACUUCCGAAGUAUACGUGUGGACUCUCCCUUGCUCCUCGUUGUAAAUGGGAAAAGACAAGUUUUGAAGAGCCAAAGUGCAGCCUUUGUUACUUACAAACCACAGAGUGAAUGAUUACUCAUUGAGAGUAAUGAGGGUGGUGUUUUCUUCUGUUUGUAUAUAUUGUAAUGUUUCAUGAAGAUUCUGUUUGUGAUACAUUUUGUAUAUAUUUUUCAAAUUUCCUUUUUAAUUUACCUUUGUGUUGAACUUUAUUUGUAAGAAUGUGCUGCUGUUUAUUUAUGUACAUUUUGUGUCUUAUUUGGGUUGUGAAAAUAAAACACUCACAAGGU
Molecule: messenger RNA, 1578 nt
Organism: Triplophysa rosa
Lineage: Eukaryota; Metazoa; Chordata; Actinopteri; Cypriniformes; Nemacheilidae
Gene: ttc5
Product: tetratricopeptide repeat domain 5
Exons: 10
Coding region: 11-1363 (450 amino acids)
Molecular function (GO): protein binding
Source: RefSeq, a predicted model, not a curated record